Molecule: messenger RNA, 7414 nt
Organism: Ylistrum balloti
Lineage: Eukaryota; Metazoa; Mollusca; Bivalvia; Pectinida; Pectinidae
Product: phosphatidylinositol 4-kinase alpha-like
Exons: 49
Coding region: 1-6318 (2105 amino acids)
Biological process (GO): phosphatidylinositol phosphate biosynthetic process; phosphatidylinositol-mediated signaling
Cellular component (GO): cytoplasm; plasma membrane
Molecular function (GO): 1-phosphatidylinositol 4-kinase activity
Source: RefSeq, a predicted model, not a curated record
AUGGCGGAAGACAGCUGCCUUUUCGCCAAAACAUUACGACAGUUUGCACGAUCUGCAGGUGGAAUAGACCCUACACCUUUUUCGAAAGUUGAGAGACUGCUGUCCUACUGUCCCAGAGAAUCAUCAUGCCGAGGUCUGAGACUGGACAAGCGGGCUCAAGAUGCAGUAAUUGCCUUGGGAAUCUACUUUCUGGAGUCUGGCCUUCAAUACAAGGAUAAGAUUCUUCCGUACCUCCUGAGUGUACUGAGGGGACUUACCAAAGCACAAUGGACCAAUCAGAAACCACCCAAGUCUCAGACACUCCCACGUAGUGAGUGUUUCAGUUUCUGUCUCAACACAAUCCUCAGUGAUGUGGCCAAAAGGGACCAUUCAGUCAGGGAACAGAUUAUUUCUGCCCAGUUGGAAGUCCUGGAAGUAUUGACUAAGCUGUGUGAGGGAUCAUAUGAGAUACCAAAAGUUGUACUAUGUACUGCCAUAGUUCCCACUCUCAUUGGAAUGUCACGAGCGAUUGGGCGUUCAUGCGAUGGUUCUGUUCCUUUAAUUUCUAUUCUGUUCCCAUCGGAAGCAACCAGGAAAUUUUCUAAAGUUCCUCCUGUAGACACAUCUCCUGCUUCUAAAGUGAUGUCCUUUCGGUCCAUUCUUCCACGGACGAUGUCCUCUCACGUAAUCACCCAGGAAUCGUCAGGUCCAUCAAGUCCUGUAAACAUUCCAUCUCUGGAUUUUCCAUCACCAAGGUCAAGAGAAAGGUCACCAUCUCCGAUACCCAAUCAGAUUAAAGAAAAACCAGCACAAGAGGAGGAGCUGGACCCUGCGUUACAUUACUUUAAUAAAGUCGGGUCAAGUCUCACCCAGACCAAACCUUGGGGGUUUGAGAUUGUUCCAGAACAAGAUCAUCUCAAGUUUUCAAGUUCCCAUCUCCAAACACUAGUGGGAGUGGCUCGACGACUUUUGAACAAGGACACUUUGAGACACCUUGAUGGUUCUUUGAAGGAUUUUUAUGCUGAGUUAGAGGUAAAGGACACAUGUCUGGUGCUAAAAGUAAUUAAAAUAAAGCAAGUGCCAGAUGAUUUAGGUGUUAUGAACAUCUGGAACUUGUUGGCUGAGCAAAACAUCAGCUUCAUCUGGUUUCCUUACAAGUCCUUCAGCGAGACCCUCACCCUGGUGAUCAUUACUCUAUUAAGAGAUGUGCUGGAACAGGAAAAAGACUUGCCAUUGAGCUUCAUGAGCGAUAUCCAGGACUUUGCCACAGGGAUGUACCAGACAAGCCAAGCAGAGCUAGACAAGAAACCACGCCCACAUCGGGAUGGGGAACAUAAAUGCCACUUCAACCCCUAUGACUUGACAGUACUGAGUAGUGCAGCAUGUGUUGAUCUUCUGUUUUGGGCAGUCCGAGAGGAACAGGAUGCUGAAAAUUUAUGUCUGAAGCUCUCUGAAAAGAUUAGUAUGAAUACUGAGAGUAAACUACUGCUCUCUCACACUCCUCUCAUCCUAGUGGCUUUAGAGGCCCUGGGAAAGCUAGCCGUCAAGUUUCCCUACUUAGCUUCCAGCAUGUGUGCUUCUCUGCGUGAUUUCCUGGUGUGUCCAUCUCCACUUCUUAGCAAACUCAAUAAGUAUGCCACACCAGAUGGACGUAGCAGUAUCAAAAUUACAGUGACAGAUGGCACAAACUCGUCAACGGCCACACACAUGCCCACUGAUAACAAACGUAAUCGGCCGAUGAACAAGCUCCUGAAAGCCUUGGAGAAUGUCCGAGACUGUGCCAUUAUGAACAUUUGCAGGGCGUUAAAAUCUGGCCUUCCAGUUGAGCCAGAGUGUGUGCAAGCCUUUCUGGCCACAACAUCAAAUAGACUUUACCGUGCUGAGAUGUCUGACAGGGAAUCAACUUUGAUUUCUACAAACACAAUUUUGACAUUAGGACAUGUUGCCGUGGCUCUGAAAGAAACGCCCAAAACAGUGGAGGCUGUUCUUCAGAUUUUUCAGCAGCGCUUCUGUUCACCUCCCUCUGCACUUGAUGUACUAAUUAUAGACCAACUCGGUUGUAUGAUCAUGGCUGGCUGUUCAAGUGUUUACCAGGAAGUCAUGUCCAUGUUCACUCAGAUCAGCAUUGAGAGUAGCUCUCCCUAUACCAAGGGAGAUAUGGACGAGAAGGUCAAAGGUUACAGACAAGUGUCUCUGGCAGUGAUUAAUGCCUUGGCUAAUAUCGCGUCCAAUAUCCAGGGGGAGGGAGACCAGCAAGAACUUCUGGUCCGGCUGCUGGAACUCUUUGUUAAUAUGGGUCUCGCUGCAAAACGUGCUAGUGAAAAAACUGCAGGUGCCAUGAAGGCAUCCAGCAGUGCUGGUAAUCUGGGAGUUUUGAUUCCAGUCAUAGCAGUGUUGGUGAGGAGACUACCUGUGAUACAUGAACCCAGGCCUCGUCUCCAGAAGUUGUUUAGAGAUUUCUGGCAGUACUGUGUUGUGUUUGGCUUUGUAGUGGAGGAAUCAGCACUGUGGCCUCCGGAGUGGUAUGAUGGGGUCUGUGAGAUAGCCGCUAAGUCACCACUCCUCAUCUCCAAGGAACAUCUCCGGUCUGAGCUUCAGUACAAUGUUGCUCUCAGGAAUGACACAGUAGCACCAGCAGAGUUGAAUGAGAUCAGGACAAGCAUCUGUAACUCACUUGAUAACAACCCUGAUGCUUACCCUCUUAUACAGAAACUCUCAUUCGCACAGUGUACAUACCUUAUGUCUGUCUUUAAGCUAGAAACACUCAGAGUCCAGAAUUCAGAUUAUUUAUCAGCAUUCCAUGGCAUAUUCAGAUACCUGGAAGAUAGUACGAUCUUCAAAGACAAAGCAGGUAUGUGGCAGUGUAUUGUAGCUGUGUCGGACAAGGUGUUUGACAAACUACUGGAUACGCUUGAGGAACGGCCUAAGACAGUGGCAAGGGGAGAGGAACUAGAACAUCAUGCCCAAUUCCUCAUGGUCAAGUUCAACCAUAUCCAUCGUCGUAUCAGAAGGGUAGCUGACAAGUACCUGGCGGGCCUGAUCGAUAGGUUCCCUCACCUGUUCUGGAGUGGUACAAUGCUGAAGAGUAUGUUAGAUAUACUACAACUUUUAUCAAAGGCUCUGGAAAUGGACCCUAAUCAGGAUGCACCAGAAUUUCAGGUGCCUAACUCACCAUUCCAUCUGAGGGUCCCAGACAACUUGACAGACCGAGAGACACUGGUAAAGGAUUUCGCCUUACGCUGCCAGUCCAUCCUGCAGGAAUCAAUGAAAUGGGCGCCCAAUACGACUCGGUCACACAUGAUUGAAUAUCUGUUGAAGAUGGAGAAUACGUCCCAGGGCUUGUUUACACACAGUGGACUGGCGUUAGCGACAGAGAGUGUCCUAAACUAUGCUGGCUACAACAAGUCAGCAGCUCCUCUUGGGACUGCAACGCUGGAUCGUCGUCCCAACUGUGUUACUACAGAUAGCUCUAGUUUUAUGGCCACUUUCAGCCUCCGUAGUCGGUAUACAGGAGAGGUGUCCGGGAUGAAGUCUGUUUGUGAUGAAUCAGAACUAGCUAAGAUGUUAUGUGACAAACUGAAGACAGCACUUCAAAAUGGCGAUGAGAAUAAGUGCAAGCAAGCCAUGUUUAGAGUUUGUGCCCUGUUGGUGUCAGUGAAAGACUUUAACAGGCGCUUGGUGCAUGCCUUGUGCUGGGCUCCGACACAGAACUUCACUGAAAGGAUAAUGGAAUGUACUGUCUCCUGUUGGGAGUGGAUGUUGGCUGCUCGGCCAGACUUCAGCAUAGAGUUCUUGUGUGAAAUGGCAGCAGCCUGGCAGAUAACCAUAGACAAGAAGCUCGGGAUAUUCCAAGAGGACCCACCCAGAAUUGAUCCUCUGGCCAAAGCUGAGGGACAGACAUUGGAACCCAACCCUCCACACUCAGGGCCUCACCAGAUCUGGACGAAGUUUUUGGCAGAACGUAUUGAAGUAGCACGCUACAGCUCUGAUGAUCAGGUCAGCAUUCUGUGUAGUCUCCUCAACAAGUCUCUGGCCAUCGGUGUGGGAAAACAACCUAGUCAGAUCUCACGACAUCCUGCUGCAGUAGGCCCUCGAACAAGGUUACUAACAAUGGCCCUAUCUCUACUACAAGGAGACUUCCUGUCUAAAACUACCAACAAGACUGUACUCAGAGAGAGGGUGUAUGCUGCAGCACUCGAUUAUUUCGCUGGACCAGUUAUAUACCCAACCCAGCGAAGUGUUCAUUUGAGAGAAGACAUCAUAACCAUCAUUAAGUUUUGGAAACAGAUGCAUGGGGACAAAAAGUACUUAACGCCAAGCACAGUGCCAUUUGGUGGAAAUAUAGGUGGAGGUGAUACUAACACUCUCAACAUGUCUCAGAGUGCUGGCAUUUCUACAGACCUGAUGCAGCAGACCAAGUGGAUCAACACUAUCAAUUCUGGCAUGUCCACCUACUCAAAACGCUCCUCUAGUAUGAGGAAAAACCAGGGGACAAACUCUGGUCAUAUAAAGGAGUAUUUACGUAAACGAACACUGAUCCUCACCCUGAUGGGUUAUGCACUGGAGGAAUUUAUCACCUGGCACAACCCGUUGGAGUCUCCAGACCUUAAAGUUCCAGACGAGGACAAGAUUGCUAUCUGGAGAAGCCAGGCAGUCAGUGAGAAAGUGUGGCGGGAGCAAGUCAGGGCAUCCUGGGAACUUUCACCGACCUUGGCAGUUUAUCUCCCUUCUAGGAUCAAGAAGUCUGAGGCUCUGGUGAAGGAAGUGAUUAGAUUAGUUCGACUGAAUCCAGGGGUGGUGAGCCACAUCCCUUCAGCCAUCCGUUUCCUUGUUACUCCGGAGAGUGUGGAGGCAGAUUCUCCUGAGCUAAGUCAUAUGUUGACCUGGUCUGUGGUAUCUCCAGUUGUGGCUCUGUCUUAUUUCUCACGUCAGUACCCGCCCCACCCAAUCACAGCUCAGUAUGCUGUCAGGGCACUUAGGUCACAUCCUCCGGAAGCUCUGCUUUUCUACAUUCCCCAGCUUGUCCAAGCUGUUAGAUAUGAUACGAUGGGAUACAUGGCAGAUUUUAUUCUGUGGGCAUCUAAACACUCUCAAUUACUGGCUCACCAGCUGCUAUGGAACAUGAAGACAAAUGUAUAUCGAGAUGAGGAUGGACAGGAGAAAGAUGAGGAGAUUGGUGACACCCUGGAGAGACUUAUGGAUGCCAUCAAAAGAUCACUGUCAGGACCAGCUCUCAUGUUCUAUGAGAGAGAAUUUGACUUCUUUGGAAAAAUUACUUCCAUCUCAGGAACCAUCAAACCUUUCCCAAAAGGACCUGAGAGGAAGAAGGCCUGUUUGGAGGAACUCAGCAAAAUUAAGCUACAGCCAGGAUGUUACCUGCCUUCAAACCCGGAAGCCAUUGUAGCUAAAAUUGAUUAUAAGUCCGGAACACCCAUGCAGAGUGCUGCAAAGGCCCCAUUCUUGGCUCGUUUUGGUGUGAAGAAAUGUGGAAUCACAGAAUUAGAAAACCUUGGAAUGAGUGACACCUCCAACCUAGCCAUCCAAGAACAAGAUCUUGUGUGGCAGGCGGCCAUCUUUAAAGUUGGCGAUGAUGUCAGACAGGAUAUGUUGGCCCUCCAGGUGAUUGCGAUGUUCAAGAAUAUCUUUGAGCAGACAGGAUUAGAGCUAUAUCUUGUACCAUAUAGAGUGGUGGCCACCUCGCCAGGAAAAGGGGUGAUAGAAUGUGUACCAGAUAGUAAGUCUCGUGACGAGAUUGGGAAACAGACAGACAUCAGUAUGUAUAACUACUUCUUACAGACUUACGGGGAUGAGGAUACUCAUGACUUCCAGACAGCUAGAAGAAACUUUAUCAUCAGUAUGGCAGCCUACAGCAUUGUGAGCUUUCUACUUCAGCUGAAGGAUCGGCAUAACGGCAACCUCAUGUUAAAUAGUUCUGGUCACAUUAUACACAUAGACUUUGGCUUCCUGUUUGAAAGCUCACCAGGGGGCAACCUAGGCUGGGAGCCUGACUUCAAGCUCACAGAGGAAAUGGUGCUAAUCAUGGGUGGAACCAUGGAAGCUGCACCCUUCCAGUGGUUCAUGGAGCUUUGCGUUCAAGGAUAUUUGGCAGUCAGGCCCUAUCAGGAAGAGAUUGUCUCCCUUGUUUCACUGAUGUUGGACACUGGAUUGCCUUGCUUCAGAGGUCAGACCAUCAAACAACUGAGGUCACGAUUCCGACCCAAUGCCUCAGAACCAGAGGCUGCCAACUACAUGCUCAAGGUGGUGGAGAAGUGUUACCUGAGUUGGAGGGCGAGCUCCUAUGACAGGAUACAGUACCUACAGAAUCAGAUACCAUACUAAAACAGUGAUUGAAACUUUAAGUGAAUGGUGCUUCGGAAAAAAACCUAGUAAAUAUUUGCAUACUGUAUUGACAGAUUGUACAGCUUUAAUGUAGAUCAGAAAUGAUUUUAUACUGUGAGGUUGACCUUAGUCUCCAAAGUUACAACAUCUCCUAAAUUCCUUUCUACUCACUGGGACUAAUAUAUCCUAUAUAAUCUGCUUCAUUGUACAGGGUAACAACAUCACUGGUGUUGAAGCAAUCUGGAAAUACAAUUGAUAGACCUACUAGCUAUUUAACAAAUUCUUUGGAACAUUUCAACCGAAAUUAUUAUGAAACUUAUUAUUUCUGAUAAUCAAUCUAUUUUUAUUGUGUUUUUCUUUGAUCAAAGCAUAUAUAUAUUGAUGAGUUUAUAAUUAAUUUUUCUUGUAUCAUUGCCUGUAAAAAAUUGUGAAAUAUGUGCUUUGAAAAGUGCUUCAUAUCGUUGUUGGUUGAGAGGUUAGGAUUAUUGUUACGGCAAAUUUUUUCACCAGGUAUAGAUAUUGUUAUAAUCAAUUGAAACUUUUUGAUAUCCGGUGGAUAUAUUUUGCGUUCAAUGUUUAAGCAACAAAUAAGUUUUUAUCUAUUCUAUAUGAUCUACUAUACCUCAAAAGCAUACUUAAUAUUUUAAACUUAUUGACUUGUAAUAUUAUGGUCAGAAUUGCUUGUACUUAUUGACCUCUAAUGAAAUUAUUUAAUGACAUAAGUUAGCACUUAAUGACCUCUAAAGUAAAUUAAUAUGUACUUUUCUGAAGAUUAUUGCUUGUACUUAAAGACAUUUAGUUUCAGUGUUAAAGAACACUGAACUGUUAGGUGCUUAUGUAUUGAUUUCCAAAGUAUUAAUAGCCAACAUGAAAUCCAACAAUGUUAAAAAUACUCAGUGUGGUAAUGAUAGAAGAUGUUUAAAAGUAAUGUUACAAAAGGAAGGAGAGUCGCUAUUCUUAACAAAGACUAUCAUAAAAAGGACAUUUCAAAGUGUUAACAUUGUCAUGUAAAAGUAAUAGUGUUAACAUUGUCAGUGUUAACAAUGUCAUGUAGAAGUAAUGGUGUUAACAUUUUUGUGUAAAAGUAAUAGUGUCA